Molecule: messenger RNA, 696 nt
Organism: Protopolystoma xenopodis
Lineage: Eukaryota; Metazoa; Platyhelminthes; Monogenea; Polystomatidea; Polystomatidae
Source: the annotation of a GenBank genome assembly
AUGCAUUGUUCUCUGAUUCAGUGUGGUGGUGUUGGGCUAACUAUAACGGCCGCCAACCGGGUUGUGGUACUCGAUCCGAGUUGGAAUCCCGCAACUGACGCACAGGCCGUAGAUAGGGUCUAUCGUAUAGGUCAACAUUCUAAUAUUGUUGUAUAUCGUCUCAUCACGUGUUCCAGUGUUGAAGAGAAGAUUUAUCGCCGCCAAGUCUUUAAGACUGCUAUAAUCAAACAGGCAACUGAGGUAAAGCCUCAGUUUACCCACGGGCCUAAUUCGACAAACUCACCCACUUCACGUCGAUUGGCUGAUCCCUAUCGCUACUUUACUCGUCAGGAGUUACGCGACCUUUUCAAGCUUGAUGAUCCACUGGCUUCACAGACUCUCCUCCAACUCAACCAACUGCACGAAACCAGCAGGCGCCAAUCUGAUGAACAGUUAGAUCAACAUCUACAUCGACUGACAGACCCCGAGGAUGAGUUUUCGGAGUUUGUUUGUGGCAUAUCGGACCAUGAUCUUCUCUUUACGUGUCCCGACCAGACGAAACCUCCAUCUUUAGUGGAUGAUCCUACCAAUGAGGCUGCGGCCAAGGAGAUACAGGCAUGUCAAUUUGCUUCACAGCGAUGUGCGCAAGCAGAGCUACUGCUAGCCAGAGAGUGUGGAAACCUGACUCAAUCACGGCCUAUCACAACUAUCAGGUAA